Messenger RNA from Microthlaspi erraticum, 2427 nucleotides. The record is from the annotation of a GenBank genome assembly. Lineage: Eukaryota; Viridiplantae; Streptophyta; Magnoliopsida; Brassicales; Brassicaceae.
AUGGCAUCUUUCUCACUUUUCUUUACUUUAUCUCUCUUGCUAGGACAGUCAUGCUGUGAGACAGAUACGCUACUGCAAGGGAAGUACUUGAAAGAUGGGCAAGAGCUCGUUUCAUCUUUCAAUAUCUUCAGGCUCAAGUUUUUCAACCUCAAGAAUUCAAGAAACUGGUAUCUAGGAAUUUGGUACAUUAUCCUUCUUCCUGAUACUACUAUGUUCAUAAAUGGCAUCUUUCUCACUUUUCUUACUCUAUCUCUCUUGUUAGGACAGUCAUGCUGUGAAACAGAUACGCUACUGCAGGGGCACUACUUGAAAGAUGGGCAAGAGCUCGUUUCAUCUUUCAAUAUCUUCGAGCUCAAGUUUUUCAACUUCGAGAACUCAAGAAACCGGUAUCUUGGGAUUUUCUACAACAACUUGUAUCUUGGCGAGUUCCAAGACAGGGCUGUCUGGAUUGCUAACCGUAACAACCCUAUUCCGGGAGGCCCUGGAAGCCUCACAGUGGACUCCCUCGGCAGAUUGAAGGUUUUAAGAGGAGCAUCAAGCUUGCUUGUGCUAAGCUCUACGGAAACCACAGGAAACACGACCCUCAAGCUGUUGGAUUCCGGAAAUCUUCAGCUCCAGGAGAUGGAUCCUGGUGGAUCGGUGAGGCGGGUUCUGUGGCAAAGCUUUGAUUAUCCAACGGAUACUCUUCUUCCUGGGAUGAAACUCGGUUUCAAUGUCAAGACCGGGAAGAGAUGGGAGCUGACGUCACGGCUAGGUGAUACUUUACCUGCUUCUGGAUCUUUUGUCUUUGGGAUGGAUGAUAAUACUACAAACAUGUUGACCAUCUUGUGGCGUGGAGACAUGUAUUGGGAAAGUGGGCUCUGGUUCAAGGAUCGGUUUUCAUUGUGGGAAUUCAGCAAGUACGAAUCUGCCUUCUUCACUUUUAAUUCAACCGAGAGUGAACACUACUUUACGUUUUCAGUUGAUCUCCACUAUUCUGAUAUAGUAUUUCCCACGGUAAUGAUAGAUAAUCAGGGCAUUUUGCAUAUAGUUAGCCUUGAUAGAGAGCAAGCCUUUGUCCGUUGUUCUCCUUUCACUUUGCGUGGCGAUGUUAAUUCCAGGGAAUAUUUGCAAGCUGGUUGCAUAGUCCCGGAUAGGGCAUAUAGCUGUUCAGUUCAGCUGAUUGCUAGGCUAUAUGUAUGCAAAACUGUUCUUGUCUUUCCUAUGCUUCGACCAAUGUGGAUGGUACUGGCUGCGAGAUCUGGGAUACUGAUCCUACCAACAAUAGCUCGUCUUCUUAUAGUCCCAGAACCAUUGAUUGGUUGCAUACGGAGGAGGCUACAAACACUGAGGGCUGGUUCAACAAUAGACCGUGAAAUGUUACUGCGUGAAUUGGGAAUUGAUAGGAGAGGCCGGCACAGGAGAAGUGCAAGGAAGAAUAAUAAUGAACUUCAGAUUUAUAGCUUUGAAAGUGUAGCCUUGGCAACAGAUUACUUCUCUGAUGCAAACAAGCUCGGUGAAGGAGGGGAGGUUAAUAGAUGGGGAAGAAGUGGCUAUCAAGAGACUAUCAAUAGCAUCGGGGCAAGGAUUAGUGGAGUUCAAGAACGAGGCCAUGCUUAUUGCAAAACUCAACACACAAAUCUUGUGCAGUUGCUAGGAUGCUGCAUUGACAAGGAUGAGAAGAUGUUGAUUUACGAAUACAUGCCUAACAAGAGCCUUGAUUACUUCCUCUUUGAUCCAUUGAGGAAAAAUGUUCUAGAUUGGAGGAUGCGGUUUAGGAUCAUGGAAGGGAUAAUCCAAGGGCUAUUGUACCUUCACAAGUACUCGAGAUUGAAAGUGAUACACAGAGACAUCAAAGCUAGCAACAUUUUGCUGGACGAGGAUAUGAAUCCCAAAAUAGCUGAUUUUGGGAUGGCUCGGAUAUUUGGAGCAGAAGAGUCCAAAGCCAACACCAAAAGAGUUGCUGGCACUUUUGGCUAUAUGUCUCCGGAGUACUUCAGAGAAGGGCUAUUCUCGGCUAAAUCAGAUGUGUUCAGCUUCGGGGUUCUAAUGCUCGAAAUCGUUUGUGGAAGGAAGAACAACAGCUUCCACCAUGACUCAGAAGGACCUCUCAACCUCAUUGUUCAUGCGUGGAAUCUUUUCAAAGAGAACCGAAUCCGCGAGGUGAUAGAUCCGUCUCUGGGAGAUUCUGCACUUGAGAACCCUCAAGUGUUGAGAUGCGUUCAAGUUGCUCUCUUGUGUGUACAAGAGAACGCAGAGGAUAGACCAAGUAUGUUAGAUGUUGUGUCUAUGAUAUACGGCGACGGCAAUAAUGCUCUUUCUUUGCCUAAAGAGCCAGCUUUCUAUGAUGGUCCACGGAGAAGCUUGCCGGAUAUGGAGGUUGAGUCACCGGAGCCGGAAAAUGUAUCUGCUAAUAGGAUGACUAUCUCAGUGCUGGAAGCAAGAUGA